GGCUGAUAUGUUCCCGUCUUUCUCCAUGAUUGGGAGGAGCAGCUCCUCUGGCGUUCUCUCUCUAUUACUGUACAAAAUUUUCACUCUCUCUCUCUUCUUUCUCCUCCUCUUCUUCCUCGAAGCUUGAGCUCUUCAGGAGUCCAUGGAUUCUGAAGCUUUGCUUCCAGAUCAAACGACAGAUGGGGAGAAUAACUCCAUGCAGAUUGCCGACGAGAAAACAAUUGUCAGUCAGAAACACUUGAAUGGAGGAGAAGAGCUCAAAGACAAGAAUGCAACCAUUGCUGAGCUUGUGCAGAAUACCACAGAAGUUACUAAUCAUGGUGAGAUUUCUGAUUCAGGGGUUUCAAUCUCACCAGAAACUUAUGUUCAUCAAGAAUCAAAAGACCUGCAUGAAUCAGUUGUCGAUUGUUCUAAGAUGCCAAGUUCAGCAUCAGAAAAACAGGACAGUUCAGAAGAAGUUGAUUCCUUCAGUGUAGUAGCUGUGGAUGUUUCAUCCACAGAAGAGGCUACAAAUAAGACAAUUGAGAUCGUCAAGGACGAGAUUGAAAGCUUUGAAGACAAGAAUGGUGAGCUCAAAGAAGUUACAUCUGCCAAUGGUAAGCUUGAGGCUUUUCCGGUCGAGUCUGAUAGUGCUAAUGGGACUGGAGAUGCUGAGGAAGCCACUGAGCUAGAAGAUAAAUCUGCUAUUGCAACUGUUGAGGAGGCUAAAGAUCUAGAGGCUAAAUCUUCAGAUCUUAAUAAAGAGGUCGGAAUCCAUGUCGAAGAACAAGUAGUGACUCAGUUGGAUAGUGUGACUUCAGCAAUUUUAAAGGUUGAGGAACAAGUUCCAAUUGAGUCAAAUUUUGCUGAAAUUGCAGAGGAAACGAGAGAAGUAGAAGCUAAACUUGAAGAUGAAAAGGAAGUAUCUUCAGCAAUUAUUAAUGUCGAGGAAAAUAGAGAAGUUGAACAAGUUUCAACUGAGUCAAUUGUUGCUCCUUCAGCUGCUGUUGUUGAGGAAACGAGAGAAAUGAAAGCUAAACUUGAAGAUGGUGAGGAAACUACAGGAGUGGAAGCUGAACUCACAGAUGAUAACCGAGAAACGACGACAAAUGUUCCAACUGAGUCAAUUUUUGCUACUUCAGUUGGUGCAGUUGCUCAGGAAACUAGAGAAAUCGAAGCAAAAUUUGAAGAUGAAGGCAAUGAACUCAUCACAAAUGAUAACCAUGAAACACUGACAAAUGUUGAGGAACAAGUUCCAACUGAGUCUAUUUUUGCUACUUCAACUAUACCAGUUGCUGAGGAAACAAGAGAACUAGAAGCUAAACUUGAAGAUGAAACGAAAAUAUCUUCAACGAUUGAAGCAGAAGCUGAAUUCACAAAUGGUAGCAAUGAAACGACAACAAGUGUUGAGGAACAUGUUCCAACUGAGUCAGUUUUUGCUACUUCAGUUGGUGCAGUUGCUCAGGAAACAAGAGAAAUAGAGGCAAAAUUUGAAGAUGAAAAGAGAGUAUCUUCAACAAUUGUCAAUACUGAGGAAGCUACAGAAGCAGAAGUUGAACUCACAGAUGAUAGUCUCGUGACAAUGACACAUGUUGGGGAGCAUGUUCCGACUGAGUCAAUUUUUGCUACUUCAGUUGGUGCAGUUGCUCAGGAAACUAGAGAAAUCGAAGCAAACUUUGAAGAUGAAAGCAAUGUAUCUUCAACAAUUGUUAAUGCUGAAGGAACUACAGAAGCAGAAGCUGAACUCGCAGAUGAUAACCAUGAAGCAACGACAAAUGUUGAGGAACAAGUUCCAACUGAGUCAAUUUUUGCUACUUCAACUACUGCAGUUGCCGAGGAAACAAGAGACAUAGAAACUAGACUUGAAGGCGAAAAGGAAGUCUCUUCAUCAAUUGUUAAUACUCAGGGGACAACAGAAGAAGCAGAAGCUGAAUUCACAGGUGAUAACCACGAAACGACGACAAAUGUUGAGGAACAUGUUCCAACCGAGUCAAUUUUUGCUUCUUCAGCUAUUGCAGUCACUGAGGAAACGAGAGAACUAGAAGCCAAACUUGAAGAUGAAAAGGAAGCAGGAACAGAAGCUGAUCUACAACUUCCAACUGAUUCCUGUAGUGCUACUUCAGUUAUCGGAACUGAUUCCUGUAGUGCAGACAGCAUCGAAGUAGUUGCAAAUGAAAUCGAAAAACAAGUUCCAGUUGAAUCAGUUGUUGAUUCUUCAUCUGCCGAAAUUGUUGAGGAAUCAAAGGAGAUACAAGAUAGAGUUGAGCAACAAGUUUCAAGUGCUUCCAGCAUUGCCACUUUAGCAAUUGGACCAUUUGAGGAAACUAAGGAGAAAGAAUUUGCAGUUGAUGACCAUGAAGUACCUACAGAUGUUGAAAAACAAGCUCUAAGUGAUGCUACUUUAGCUAUCGCAAUCACCGAGGAAUCUAGAGAGACAGAAGCUAAAAUUGAAAAAGAAGAGAAAAAAGAAGCCACAGAAGUUGAAGAAAUUGAAUCAAGAAAUUAUACUACUCCAGAUGCUGGAGUUGCUGAGGAAACUGAAGGGCUUGUUUCUGAGCUUGUGGAUGAUCACCAAAAAGUCCUGACGGCAGAAGAGAAACAAAUUCAAGCUGAGGAAACCACAGAUAUAGCAGAAGAAGUUAAUACAAAAGUGGAAACAGAAGUGGAACAUCAAUUUUCAAGUCAUUCUAUUAGUUCUGCUUCUGCUCCUGGAGGUGCUGAGAAAGUAGAAGAGAUCGAGGCUAAGUUUGCGGAUAAUAGCAAGGAACUGAUAACAGAAGCUGAAAAGCACAUUGCAAUUGAUAACGAAGAGAAAGAAGCAACAAUAGAAGUUCAAGAACAAGUUCCAAGCGAUUCUAGUACUUCAGCUUCAGCUAAUGGAAUUGCCGAGGAAACUGAAAGACUAGAGUCUAAGAAUAUAGAAGAUGAUGGAGAGGUGCCGGCAGAAGUUGAGAAACAAGUUCAAAGUGAGGAAUCCACAGACUUAGGAGCUGAACUUGGUGAUGGUAAGACAGAAAUAGAAACAGAAGUGGGGCAACAAUUUUCAAGUGUUUCCGUUAGUCCUAGUUCAACUACUGAAAAUUUUGGAGGGAUUGAAGCUGAACUUGCAGUUGACAAUCAAGAAGUGAUAACAGAGUCUGAAAAUCAAAUUGAAAUUGCAACUGAGAUCAGUGAUGUUACUUUAGCUGUUGUUACUUCUGAUGAAGCUCGACUCGAUGAAGAUAAAAUUGUAAAUGAUGAGAAAGAAACAGUAGCAGAAGUUCAACAAGUUCCAAGUGAUUCUAGUACUUCCACUUCAGCUAAUGGAAUUUCUGAGGAAACUGAAAGUCUAGAAUCUAAGCAUAUAGAUGAUAAUAGAGAGGUGCCAACAGAAGAUGAAAAACAAGUUCCAAAUGAGGAAUCCACAGAGGUAGGAGCUAAACUCGAGGAUGGUGUCAGAGAAGAAACAGAAGAGCAACAAUUUCCAAGUGAUUCCACUAGUCCUACUUCAGCUAUUGGAAUUGUGGAGAAAUCCAAAGAGAUUGAAGCUGAGCUUACAAAUGAUAAGCAGGAAGUGAUAACAGAAGUUGAAAAGCAAGUUGCACGUGAGACUACUGAUGUUACUUUAGCUGCUGAAGAAUUAAGACAAAUUGAAGAUGAUGAGAAAGAAGCAGCAGUGGAAGUUCAAGAACAAGUUCCAAGUGAUCCUAGUACUUCCACUGAAUUUGGCAAAUCUGUAGAUGAUGAGAAAGAAACAGUAAUAGAAGUUCAAGAACAAGUUCCAAAUGAUUCUAGUACCUGUGCUUCAGCUAAUGGAAUUUCUGAGGAAACUGAAAGGCUAGAAUCUAAGCAUAUAAAUGAUGAUCAAGAGGUGCCUGCAGAAGCUGAGAAACAAGUUCCAAGGGAUGAAUCAACAGAUGUAGACAAUGGUGAGACAGAAGUCGAAUCAGAAGUGGAGCAACAAUUACCAAGUGAUUCCACUAGUCCUACUUCGGCUCUCGGAAUUGUUGAUAAAUUCAUAGAGUUUGAAACUGAACUUGCAGAUGACAAGCAGGAAGAGAAAACAGAAGCUGAAAAGAAAGUUGCAUGUGAGACUAGUGAUGAAGAAUUCAGACAAAUUGAAGAUGAUGAGAAAGAAGCAGCAGUGGAGGUUCAAGAACAAAUUCCAAGUGAUUCUAGUACUUCCAAUGAAUUUGGAAAAAUUGAAGAUGAUAAGAAAGGAGCAGCAGUGGAGGUUCAAGAACAAGUUCCAAGUGAUUCUAGUACUUCCGAUGAAUUCAGAAAAAUUGAAGAUGAUGAGAAAGAAGCAGAAGUGAAGGUUCAAGAACAAGUUCCAAGUGAUUCUAGUACUUCCAAUGAAUUCUCCAAAUCUGUAGAUGAUGAGAAAGAAACAGCAAUAGAAGAUCAAAAACAAGUUCUAAGUGAUUCUAGUACUUGUGCUUCAGUUAAUGGAAUUUCUGAGGAAACUGGAAGGCUAGAAUCUAAGCAUAUCGAUGAUGAUCGAGAGGUGCCUGCAGAAUCUGAGAAACAAGUUCCAAGGGAUGAAUCAGAAGCCAUCGGAAUUGCUGAGAAAUCCAUAGAGACUGAAGCUGAACUUGCAGAUGACAAGCAGAAAGAGAAAACAGAAGCUGAAAAACAAGUUGACAGUGAGACUAGUGAUGCUACUUUAUCUGCUGAAGAAUUCAGACAAAUUGAAGAUGAUGAGAAAGAGGCAAUAUUGGAGGUUCAAGAACAAGUUCCAAGUGAUUCUAUUGCUUCCAAUGAAUUUGGAAAAAUUGAAGAUGAUGAGAAAGAAGCAGCAGUGGAGGUUCAAGAACAAGUUCCAAGUGAUUCUAGUACUUUCAAUGAAUUAAAAGAAAUAGUAGACGAUGAGAAGGAAACAGCAGUAGAAGUUGAAGAACAAGUUCCAAGUGAUUCUAGUACUUUUGCUUCAGCUAGUGGAAUUUUGGAGGAAAUUGAAGGGCUGGAAUUUAAGCAUAUAGUUGAUGAUCAAGAGGUGCCCACAGAAGCUGAGAAACAACUUCCAAGUAACAAAUCCACAGAGGUAGGAGCUACACUUGACGAUGGUGAGACAGAAGUAGAAACAGAAGCGGAACAACAAUUUCCAAGUGAUUCCAUUUGUCCUGCUUCAGCUAUUGGAAUUGCUGAAAAAUCUGUGGAGAUUGAAGCUGAACUUUUAGAUGACAAGCAGGAAGUGAAAACAGAAGCUGAAAAACAAGUUGCAAGUAAGAAUAGUGAUGUUACUUUAGCAGCUGCUAGCACUGAAGAAUCAAGACAAACUGAAGAUGAUGACCAAGAAGAAACAGUGGAGGUUCAAGAACAAGUUCCAAGUGAUUCUAGUACCUGUGCUUCAGCUAAUGGCAUUUCUGAGGAAACUGAAAGGUUAGAAUCUAAGCAUAUAGAUGAUGAUAGAGAGGUGCUUGCAGAAGCUGAGAAACAAGUUUCAAGGGAUGAAUCAACAGAUGUAGAAGCUAAAAUUCAUGAUGGUGAGACAGAAGUAGCAUCAGAAGUGGAGCAACAAUUACCAAGUGAUUUCACUAGUCCUACUUCAGCUAUUGGAAUUGCUGAGAAAUCCAUAGAGAUUGAAACUGAACUUGCAGAUGACAAGCAGGAAGAGAAAACAGAAGCUGAAAAGCAAGUUGCGAGUGAGACUAGUAUUGUUACUUUAUCUGCUGUUACUCCUGAAGAAUUCAGACAAAUCGAAGAUGAUGAGAAAAAAGUCAUAUUGGAGGUUCAAGAACAAGUUCCAAGUGAUUCUGUUACUUCCGAUGAAUUCAGAAAAAUUGAAGAUGAUGAGAAAGAAGCAGCAGUAGAGGUUCAAGAACAAGUUCUGAGUGAUUCUAGUACUUUCGCUUCAGCUAGUGGAAUUUUGGAGGAAAUUGAAGGGCUGGAAUCUAAGCAUAUAGAUGAUGAUCAAGAGGUGCCCACAGAAGAUGAGAAACAAGUUCCAAGUAGCAAAUCCACAGAGGUAGGAGCAACACUUGACGAUGGUGAGACAGAAGUAGAAACAGAAGUGGAACAACAAUUUUUAAGUGAUUCCACCAGUCCUACUUCAGAUAUUGGAAUAGCUGAAAAAUCUGUGGAGAUUGUGGAGAUUGAAGCUGAUCUUUCAGAUGACAAGCUGGAAGUGAAAACAGAAGCUGAAAAGCAAGUUGCAAGUGAGAAUAGUGAUGUUACUUUAGCUGCUGUUAGCGCUGAAGAUUUGAGAGAAACUAAAGAUGAUGAGAAAGAAGCAACAGUGGAGGUUCAAGAACAAGUUCCAAGCAAUUCUAGUACUUUCAAUGAAUUCAAAGAAAUUGUAGAAGAUGAGAAGGAAACAGCAGUAGAAGUUGAAGAACAAGUUCCAAGUGAUUCUAGUACUUCCACUUCAGCUAAUGGAAUUUCUGAGGAAAUUGAAAGGCAAGAAUCUAAGCAUGUAGAAGAUGAUCAAGAGGUGCUUGUAGAAGCUGAGAAACAAGUUCCAAGUGACGAAUCCACAGAGGUAGGAGCUACACUUGACGAUGGUGAGACAGAAGUAAAAAGAGAAGCAGAACAACAAUUUCCAAGUGAUUCCACUAGUCCAAUUUCUACUAUUGGCAUUGAUGAGAAAUCUAUGGAUAUUGGAGCUGAACUUGCAUAUGACAAGCAGGAAGUGAUAACAGAAUCUGAAAAGCAAGCUGCAAGUGAGAUUGGUGAUGUUUCUUUAGCUCUUAUUAGUGCUGAAGAAUUCAGACAAACUGAAGAAGUUGAGAAAGAAGCAACAGUGGAGGUUCAAGAACAAGUUCCAAGCGAUUCUAGUACUUUCAAUGAAUUCAAAGAAAUUGUAGAUGAUGAGAAGGAAAAAGCAGUAGAAGUUGAAGAACAAGUUCCAAGUGAUUCUAGUACUUCCACUUCAGCUAAUGGAAUUUCUGAGGAAAUUGAAAGGCAAGAAUCUAAGCACGUAGAUGGUGAUCAAGUGGUGCUCGUAGAAGCUGAGAAACAAGUUCAAAGUGACGAAUCCACAGAGGUAGGAGCUACACUUGACGAUGGUGAGACAGAAAUAGAAACAGAAGCGGAACAACAAUUUGCAAGUGAUUCUACUAGUCCUACUUCAGCUAUUGGAAUUGCUGAAAAAUCUGUGGAUAUCGAAUAUGAACUUGCAGAUGACAAGCAGGAAGUGAUAACAGAAGCUGAAAAGGAAGUUGCAAGUGAGAUUGGUGAUGUUACUUUAGCUCCUAUUAGUGCUGAAGAAUUCAGACAAACUGAAGAUGUUGAGAAAGAAGCAACAGUGGAGGUUCAAGAACAAGUUCCAAGCGAAGAUGAUGAGAAAGAAGCAGCAGUAGAUGUUCAAGAACAAGUUCAAAGUGGUUCUAGUACUUCUGCUUCAUCUAGUAGAAUUUCUGAAGAAACUGAAAGGCUAGAAUCUAAGGAUAUAGAUGAUGAUCGAGAGAUGCCAGCAGAAGCAGAGAAACAGGUUCCAAGUGACAAAUCCAUAGAGGUAGGAGUUACACUUGACGAAGGUGAGACAGAAGUAGCGGAACAACAAUUUCCAAGUGAUUCCACUAGUCCUACUUCAGCUAUUGGAAUUGCUGAAAAAUCUGUGGAGAUUGAAUCUGAACUUGCAGAUGACAAGCAGGAAGUGAUAACAAAAGUUGAAAAGCAAGUUGCAUGUGAGAUUGGUGAUGUUACUUUAGCUGCUAUUGUUACUGAAGAAUUCAGGCAAAUUGAAGAUGAUGGGAAAGAAGCAACACUAGAGGUUCAAGAACAAGUUCCAAGUGAUUCUAGUACUUUCAAUGAAUUCGAAAAAAUCGAAGAUGAUGAGAAAAAAACAGCAGUGGAGAUUCAUGAACAAGUUCCAAGUGAUUCUAGUACUUCUACUUCAGCUAGUGGAAUUUCUGAUGAAACUGAAAGUCUAGAAUCGAAGGCUAUAGAUGAUGAGCUAGACGAGCCUGCAGAAGCUGAGAAACAAGUUCCAAUUGAGAAAUCCAUAGGGGCAGAAUCUAAACUUGACGAUGGUGAAACAGAGACAAAGCAACGAUUUCCAAGUGAUUCCACUAGUCCUACUUCUGUUUUCGGAAUUGUUGAGAAAUACAUAGAGAUUGAAGCUGAACUUGCAGAUGACAAGUAUGAAGUAAAAAAAGAAGCUGAAAAGCAAGAUUCAAGUGAGACAAGCGAUGUUACUUUAGUUGCUGUUGCUGCUGAUGCAUUAGAACAAAUUGAAGCUGAUAAGAAAGAACCAACAGUGGAGGUUCAAGAUCAAGUUCCAAGUGAUUCUAGUAAUUCCAAUGAAUUUGGAAAAAUUGUAGAUGAUGAGAAAGAAACAACAAUAGAAGUUCAAGUAGAAAUUUCAAGUGAUUCUACUACUUGUAAUUCAUCUGAUGGAAUUGCAAAGGAAACUAAAAGACUAGAAUCUAAGCUUAUAGAUGAUGAUCUAAUGGUGCCUGCAGAAGCUGAAAAACAAAUUCCAAGUGAGGAAUUCAUAGAGAUGGGAGACCAAUUUUACAAUGGUAAGACAGAAGUGGAGCAACAAUUUUCAAGUGAUGCCAUUAGUGCUACUUCAGUUAUGGGAAUUGCUGAUGAAUCUGGAGAGAUUGAAGCUGAACUUGAAGAUGACAAGCACGAAGUGAUAACUGAAGCUGAAAAUCAAGUUGCAAGUGAGAUUAGUGAUGUUAUUUUAGCUGUUGAUACUGCUGAAGAGUUCAGAAACACUGAAGUUAAAAUUGAAGAUAAUGAGAAAGAAGAUGCAGUGGAGGCUCAAGAACAAGUUCCAAAUGAUUCUAGUACUUCUGAGGAUUCUAAAAAGUUAGAAGCUGAGCUUACAAAUGAAGAUCAAUUGGUGCAGAUAGAAGAUGUGAAACAAAUUUCAGUUGCGGAUUCCACAGAGGUAAGAACUAAAGUUGAAGAUGGUAGGACAGAAGUAGAAAGUGAAGUUGAGAAACAAUUUCCAAUGGAUUCCGUUACUCCAUCAGCGAUUGAAACAGCUGAAAAAACUAGAGAGAUUGAAGCUGAACUUGCAGAUGAAAACCAGGAAGCAAUAAUGGUUGCUGAAAAGCAAGUUGCAAGUGGGACUAUUGGUGUUGCUUUAGCUGUUGUUACUACUGCUGAUGAAGUUGGAAAAACUGAGGCUAAAAUUGAAGAUGAUGAGAAAGAAGCAGCAGUGAAGGUUCAAGAACAAGUUCAGAGUGAUUUUGGUAUUUCCACUUCAGCUGAUAAAAUUGUUGAGGAAACUAUAAAGUUAGAACCUAAGCUUACAGACGAAGACCAAGUGGUGCUGACAGAAGACACAAAACAAAUUCCGGUUGAGGAAUCCACUGAUAUAGGAGCUAAAGUUGAAGAUGGUAAGGUUGAACUAGAGAAUGAAGUUGAGCAACAAUUUCCUACUGAUACUGUUUGUCCUAUUUCAGCUAUUGAAAUUACUGAGAAGUCUGAGGAGAUUGAAGCUGAACUCGCAGACGAAAGCCAGGAUGCGAUAACAGAAGCUGAAAACCAAGUUGCAACUGAAGCUAGUGAUGCCACUUUAGCUGUUGUUACUGCUGAUGAAGUUGGAAACAAUGAAGUUGAAGUAGUAGAUGAUGUGAAAGCAGCAGCGAUAGAAGUUCAAGGGCAAGUUCCAAGUGAUUCUAGUAUUUCCACUUCAGCUGAUAGAAUUUCUGAGGAAGCUAAAAAGUCAGAACCUAAGCUUAUAGGUGAAGACAGAGUGGAGUUCACAAAGAUAGGAGCUAAAGUUGAAGAUGGUGAGGCAGAAGUAGAAAGUGAAGUUGAGCAGCAAUAUCCAAGCGAUUCUGGUACUCUUACUUCAGCUAUUGGAAUUGCUGUGAAAACUAGAGAGAUUGAUGUCAGAGAGACCAAGGCUGAAAUUGAAGGUGAUGAGGAAGUACUGACAGAAAUUGGAGAACAAAUUCCCAUUAAUUCUGAUACUUCAGCUGAUGGAACUACUGAAGAUGCUAAAGAGCCAGAAGUUAAACUUGCAGAUGAUAACCAAGAAGCUGCAGCAGAUGUUGGAGAACAAGCUCUAAACGAGUUCAGAAAUGAUAUUUCAGCUGUUGAAAGUGCUUCCGCUUCAGCUAGAGGAAUUUCUGAUGAAGCUGAAAAGCUAGAAUCUAAGGCUAUAGAUGAUGAUCUAGACGAGGCUGCAGAAGCUGAGAAACAAGUUCCAAGUGAGAAAUCCAUAGAGGCAGAAUCUAAACUUGUUGAUGGUGAAACAGAAACAAAGCAACGAUUUCCAAGUGAUUCCACUAGUCCUACUUCAGUUUUCGGAAUUCUUGUGAAAUCCAUAGAGAUUGAAGCUGAACUUGCAGAUGACAAGUAUGAAAUGAUAAAAGAAGCUGAAAAGCAUGAUGCAAUUGAGACUAGUGAUGUUACUUUAGUUGUUGCUGCUGCUGAAGCAUUCGAACAAAUCGAAGAUGAUAAGAAAGAAGCAACAGUGGAGGUUCAAAAACAAGUUCCAAGAGAUUCUAGUAGUUCCAAUGAAUUUGGAAAAAGUGUAGAUGAUGAGAAAGAAACAGCAAUAGAAGUUAAAGAAGAAAUUGCAAGUGAUUCUACUACUUGCACUUCAGCUGAUGGAAUUGCUAAGGAAACUAAAAGUCUAGAAUCUAAGUUUAUAGAUGAUGAUCUAAGGGUGCUUGCUGAAGCUGAGAAACAAAUUCCAAGUGACGAGUAUAUAGAGACAGAAGUGGAGCAACAAUUUCCAACUUAUGCCACUAGUGCUAUUUCAGCUAUGAGAAUUGCUGAUAAAUCUGGAGAGAUUGAAGCUGAACUUGAAGAAGACAACAAACAGGAAGUAGAGCCUAAAGUUGAACUUGCAGAUGACAAACAGGAAGUGAUAACUGAAGCUGAAAAUCAAGUUGCAAGUGAGACUAGUGAUGUUACUUUAGCUGUUGAUACUGCUGAAGAGUUCAGAAACACUGAAGCUAAAAUUGAAGAUAAUGACAAAGAAGCUGCAGUGGAGGCUCAAGAACAAGUCCCAAAUGAUUCUAGUACAUCUGAGGACACUAUAAAGUUAGAAGCUGAGCUUACAGAUGAAGAUCAAGUGGUGCAGAUAGAAGAUGCGAAACAAAUUCCGGUUGAGGAUUCCACAGAAGUAAGAACUAAAGUUGAAGAUGGGAGGACCGAAGUAGAAAGUGAAGUUGAGAAACAAUUUCCAAGGGAUUCUGUUAUUCCAUCGGCGAUUGAAACUGCUGAAAAAACUAGGGAGAUUGAAGCUGAACUUGCAGAUGAAAACCAGGAAGCGAUAACAAUUGCUGAAAAGCAAGUUGCAAGUGGGACUAUUGGUGUUGCUUUAUCUGUUGUUACUACUGCUGCUGAAGUUGGAAAAACUGAAGCUAAAAUUGAAGAUGAUGAGAAAGAAGCAGCAAUGAAGGUUCAAGAACAAGUUCAGAGUGAUUUUGGUAUUUCCACUUCAGCUGAUAAAAUUGUUGAGGAAGCUAUAAAGUUAGAACGUAAGCUUACAGACGAAGACCAAGUGGUGCUGACAGAAGACACAAAACAAAUUCCGGUUGAGGAAUCCACUGACAUAGGAGCUAAAGUUGAAGAUGCAAUUGAAAUUACUGAGAAUUCUGAGGAGAUUGAAGCUGAACUUGCAGACGAAAGCCAGGAUGCGAUAACAGAAGCUGAAAACCAAGUUGCAACUGAAGCUAGUGAUGCCACUUUAGCUGUUGUUACUGCUGAUGAAGUUGGAAACAAUGAAGUUGAAGUAGUAGAUGAUGUGAAAGCAGCAGCGAUAGAAGUUCAAGGACAAGUUCCAAGUGAUUCUAGUAUUUCCACUUCAGCUGAUAAAAUUUUUGAGGAAGGUAAAAAGUUAGAACCUAAGCUUAUAGGUGAAGACAGAGUGCUGCUGACAGAAGCUGAGAAACAAAUUGCAAUUGAAGAGUUCACAAAGAUAGGAGCUGAAGUUGAAGAUGGUGAGGCAGAAGUAGAAAGUGAAGUUGAGCAGCAAUUUCCAAGCGAUUCUGGUACUCCUACUUCAGCUAUUGGAAUUGCUGUGAAAACUAGAGAGAUUGAUGUCAGAGAGACCAAGGCUGAAAUUGAAGGUGAUGAGGAAGUACUGACAGAAAUUGGAGAACAAAUUCCCAUUAAUUCUGAUACUUCAGCUGAUGGAACUACUGAAGAUGCUAAAGAGCCAGAAGUUAAACUUGCAGAUGAUAACCAAGAAGCUGCUGCAGAUGUCGGAGAACAAGCUCUAAACGAGUCCAGAAAUGAUAUUUUGGCUGUUGAAAGUGCUUCCGCUUCAGCUAGUGGAAUUUCUGAUGAAGCUGAAAGGCUAGAAUCUAAGGCUAUAGAUGAUGAUCUAGAUGAGCCUGCAGAAGCUGAGAAACAAGUUCCUAGUGAGAAAUCCAUAGAGGCAGAAUCUAAACUUGUUGAUGGUGAAACAGAAACAAAGCAACGAUUUCCAAGUGAUUCCACUAGUCCUACUUCAGUGUUCGGAAUUGUCGUGAAAUCCAUAGAGAUUGAAGCUGAACUUGCAGAUGACAAGUAUGAAAUGAUAAAAGAAGCUGAAAAGCAUGAUGCAAGUGAGACUAGCGAUGUUACUUUAGUUGUUGUUGCUGCUGAAGCAUUCGAACAAAUUGAAGAUGAUAAGAAAGAAGCAACAAUGGAGGUUCAAGAACAAGUUCCAAGAGAUUCUAGUAGUUCCAAUGAAUUUGGAAAAAUUGUAGAUGAUGAGAAAGAAACGGCAAUAGAAGUUAAAGAAGAAAUUGCAAGUGAUUCUACUACUUGCACUUCAGCUGAUGGAAUUGCUAAGGAAACUAAAAGACUAGAAUCUAAGUUUAUAGAUGAUGAUCUAAGGGUGCUUGCAGAAGCUGAGAAACAAAUUCCAAGUGACGAGUAUAUAGAGACAGAAGUGAAGCAACAAUUUCCAACUGAUGCCACUAGUGAUACUUCAGCUAUGGGAAUUGCUGAUAAAUCUGGAGAGAUUGAAGCUGAACUUGAAGAAGACAACAAACAGGAAGUAGAGCCUGAAGUUGAACUUGCAGAUGACAAACAGGAAGUGAUAACUGAAGCUGAAAAUCAAGUUGCAAGUGAGACUAGUGAUGUUACUUUAGCUGUUGAUACUGCUGAAGAGUUCAGAAACACUGAAGCUAAAAUUGAAGAUAAUGACAAAGAAGCUGCAGUGGAGGCUCAAGAACAAGUCCCAAAUGAUUCUAGUACAUCUGAGGACACUAUAAAGUUAGAAGCUGAGCUUACAGAUGAAGAUCAAGUGGUGCAGAUAGAAGAUGCGAAACAAAUUCCGGUUGAGGAUUCCACAGAAGUAAGAACUAAAGUUGAAGAUGGGAGGACAGAAGUAGAAAGUGAAGUUGAGAAACAAUUUCCAAGGGAUUCCGUUAUUCCAUCGGCGAUUGAAACUGCUGAAAAAACUAGAGAGAUUGAAGCUGAACUUGCAGAUGAAAACCAGGAAGCGAUAACAGUUGCUGAAAAGCAAGUUGCAAGUGGGACUAUUGGUGUUGCUUUAGCUGUUGUUACUACUGCUGCUGAAGUUGGAAAAACUGAAGCUAAAAUUGAAGAUGAUGAGAAAGAAGCAGCAGGGAAGGUUCAAGAACAAGUUCAGAGUGAUUUUGGUAUUUCCACUUCAGCUGAUAAAAUUGUUGAGGAAACUAUAAAGUUAGAACCUAAGCUUAUAGAUGAAGACCAAGUGGUGCUGACAGAAGACGCAAAACAAAUUCCAGUUGGGGAAUCCACUGAUAGAGGAGCUAAAUUUGAAGAUGCAAUUGAAAUUACUGAGAAAUAUGAGGAGAUUGAAGCUGAACUUGCAGACCAAAGCCAGGAUGCGAUAACAGAGGCUAAAAACCAAGUUGCAACUGAAGCUAGUGAUGCUACUUUAGCUGUUGUUAUUGCUGAUGAAGUUGGAAACAAUGAAGUUGAAGUUGCAGAUGAUGUGAAAACAGCAGCGAUAGAAGUUCAAGGACAAGUUCCAAGUGAUUAUAGUAUUUCCACUUCAUCUGAUAAAAUUUCUGAUGAAGAAAAAAAGUUAGAACCUAAGCUUAUAGGUGAAGACAGAGUGCUGCUGACAGAAGCUGAGAAACAAAUUGCAAUUGAAGAGUUCAGAAAGAUAGGAGCAAAAGUUGAAGAUGGUAAGGCAGAAGUAGAAAGUGAAGUUGAGCAGCAAUUUCCAAGCGAUUCUGGUCCUCCUACAUCAGCUAUUGGAAUUGCUGUGAAAACUAGAGAGUUUGAUGCUGAACUUGCAGAUGAGAACUGGGAAAUGCCAAGUGAAGUUGCAACCAAGCUAAAUGAUUCUACUUCAGUUAUUUGUGCAUUUGAUGAUGUCAGAGAGAACAAGGCUGAAAUUGAAGGUGAUGAGGAAGUAGUGACAGAAGUCGGAGAACAAAUCCUCAUUGAUUCUGGUACUUCAGCUGAUGGAACUACUGAAGAUGCUAAAGAGCCAGAAGUUAAGGUUGCAGAUGAUAACCAAGAAGCUGCUGCAGAUGUUGGAGAACAAGGUCUAAUGGAGUCCAGAAGUGAUAUUUCGGCUGUUGAAACUGCUGAGGAGAGUAGAAAGACAGAAGCUGAGCUUGAAGAUAAAAAGCAAGAACUGAAUCAGAGAAAUGAAGCUGAUGCUGCAGAUGACAUCAGUCAAGUCUUGGCCGAGGAAGAGAGGGAUAAUGCAACUUUUGAUGACAACUCAAACGACACCAAGCUAAAGAUUGUAAAUCUGGUGAAAGAAGAUGCAGAUAGUAAUCACACUUCAGUUGUACAAACUGAAGGCGAGAUCUCACAAGCAACAAUUGAGGUCAAGAAUGAGAAGCAAGAUGAACUAACACAAAUUGAAGAACCAUCAGUUGCGGAAAUAAAGAAGAUUGAUUCUGGUUGUUUGAUUGCUGAAAUGUCAACCAGAGAAGAAAAACCUAAUGUGAUCAUUGAAAGUGUUGACAAGGAAGAAGACAUCUUAGAAGAUAAGGUAUCCAUGGAUAAUCUCAAUGAUGCAAAUGUAAUCAGUCAAGUUCCACAAAGCACUGUUGAGGAGGUGAAAGACUGCAGAAAUGAUGAGAUGGUCAGAGAAAUUGAUGAUCAUUCACAAAUAGUGAAAGACAUGGAUAUUGAGAUGAAAGAAGAUACAAUCACUUUGGUGGAGUCUUCAAAUAAUCUUGAUAAUGGUACUGAGAUUAAUGAUGGAUUUGAAGGAAAGGAAAGUUCAGAAGGCCUUGAAAUAGUAGAGCACAAAAAAGAGGAUAUCUUGAAAGUUGACAAAGUGAUCUUGGAUGAAAACUCAAAACGUUCUUAUGUUCUUGACACUACUGAGUCCUUGACUAAGAUUGAGAAAUCUCCUGAUGUUGUUGAAGUAAUUGAGCAGAAUGAUGGUGAGAUCUUAGAGAGCAGUAGCACAUCAUCGGCCAUGAUUGGCAAGGAAGUUGCCGAAGAAAAGUGCGGAGACUCAGCAAACAUGAAUAUUAUUACUGAUGAAACAGCUAAAUCAGUUGGUGAAGAGGGUGAUGCUUCAAAUAAUUUUCCAAUGGAAAAUAAGAUAUCCCAGGACAAAGAAGAAAAGGAAAGCAAAGAUGAAAGUGUCAAAGGAGACUAUAUCAAGGUUGCUAAAGAUAUUGAUGUUAGCGAGGAGGUUGCAACUACUAUUACUGCACUUGACGAAAGCUUGUCUCCUAAAUCUUCUGAUUUUGUAAAGGUAGAAGAAGAAACUCCUAAAGAGAGUGCUCCAGCUAAGUCCUCUCCACGUCGUUCAAACAACAUAAUAUCCAAGGUCAAGCACCAAAUUGUCAAAGCAAAGAAGGCAAUCAUGGGAAAAUCACCAAGUCCAAAAGACAUGGUGCCAAAGAGCAAAGAACUCAAAUAGAUCAUAUAGCAUUAGACUUCAACUAUUUGUGUGGCCUAUUUGUAUGUUGAGUCCAUGUAAAUAAUUAUAGGUCCUAGUGGAGUGUUUGAGAUCCUUGCUUCAAGCAUGCAUGUAUAAUUUAGUAUCUUCAGUGGCAUUCUGCUUAUUCUAUAAUUAUGUUUUUCUCUAGUCUUUGUUGUUAUUGUAUUAAAGGUUUGUUAUUGUGAAGACAUUAUUUGGUGUUAGUCUUCGAUGUAUUUGUUUGGUGCUCUAAAUAUAUUCAGCAUCAAUAGUUUCUUCUUUUUCUUUGAAUAA
This is a messenger RNA of Zingiber officinale, 15988 nucleotides long. Its product is annotated as microtubule-associated protein futsch-like. NCBI's taxonomy places the organism in Eukaryota, Viridiplantae, Streptophyta, Magnoliopsida, Zingiberales, Zingiberaceae. Bases 143 to 15694 code for a protein of 5183 amino acids. The transcript has 4 exons. The record is from RefSeq and is a predicted model, not a curated record.